Messenger RNA from Pungitius pungitius (ninespine stickleback), 1109 nucleotides. It is a transcript of the gene tatdn3l, whose product is annotated as putative deoxyribonuclease TATDN3. The record is from RefSeq and is a predicted model, not a curated record. Gene Ontology annotation, molecular function: hydrolase activity, acting on ester bonds. The transcript is spliced from 10 exons. Bases 34 to 909 code for a protein of 291 amino acids. Lineage: Eukaryota; Metazoa; Chordata; Actinopteri; Perciformes; Gasterosteidae.
UGAGAUUCACGUCGCGCGCUCCUAGGUUGACGCAUGCGCACUUCGCCGCACUUUGCGGAAGGAGGCAGUGUUUUUGUUUUGGACAAUACGUUACCGAUGCAUGGCUACAUCGACUGCCACUGUCAUAUGUCUGCGGGGGACUUUGACAAGGACAUAGAUGAGGUGGUUGAGAAUUCAAAGAAGGCAGGAUUAUUGGCCCUUGUGGCAGUGGCCGAGCAUUCUGGUGAAUUUGAGAAGAUUAUUGAGUUGUCAAAAAGGUUUCCAGGUUUCGUUUUUCCGUGCUUAGGAGUUCAUCCUGUCCAAGAAAUCUCCCCAGAACAACAGAGGGGGGCUUCUCUCCGGGAUCUAGAUGCAGCUCUCCCCAUAAUAGAGAAAUACAAGGACCCCCUUGUGGCCAUUGGAGAGGUUGGUUUGGAUUUUACACCCAGAUAUGUCAAGGAUGAGAGUGACAAAGAAAGCCAAAGGCAGGUCCUCAUUCGUCAGGCCCAGAUAGCCAAGGAACUGGAUCUCCCUCUGAAUGUUCAUUCACGCUCUGCAGGAAGACCCACCAUCCACCUCCUCAGGGAGCAAGGUGUCCAGAAAGCCCUGCUUCAUGCGUUUGAUGGGAAACCAUCUGUUGCCAUGGAAGGAGUGAAGGCUGGAUAUUUCUUCUCCAUCCCACCAUCCAUCAUACGCAGUGGUCAGAAGCAGAAGCUUGUGAAACAGUUGCCGUUGGAAAACAUUUGUCUUGAAACAGAUUCACCUGCUCUUGGUCCAGAAAAACAGGUGAGAAAUGAGCCCAAAAAUAUCUGCGUCUCUGCCGAGUACAUCAGUAAGAUUAAAGGAGUGUCGUUAGAGGAGGUGAUGGAGGUGACGACACAGAACGCUCUCCGACUCUUCCCAAAAAUAAAGUCUGCCAUCAGACCCUGACAAAGGCCUUAGACGUUUGUUUCAUUGGUGAUUUAUAGUGGUAGUCGGAUUGAAGAGCUCCUGGAGUGUAAAUGAACAUUUGUUGUGAAUCAGUGUUAAGAUACCUUCAUCUGGACUACAUAACUGUUGUAAGAUAGUUACUUAUCUCCAUGUAUUCUUUAAUAAAGGAAGAUAAGGUCAACAACAAGUUGGAUGUUUUU